AAAUGUACACACCUGCCUUAGCGUUAAGGUUAGCUAGCUUGGCGGUGAACUCGUGACUGUGUCUCUUUGUAAUCUACAACUUUGUUAUCGGUUCACGGCUUUAAAAACAAUCAAAGCAAACCGCUUUGUUGAUUACACCAAAAGUCCCAUACGGGUGCCAUGGCAUACCAAAAAAAAAAAGAUAAGAACCAUCGAGCCCCGAAGCUAAAAGGACGCCCAUUGUUGCCGUGUUGACAGCUGCCAGGUACAGGUAGCUCCGUAGCUACGUUAGCAUCCUGGAUGUCACGGAACCAUCUUCAGCCUUCCUUGCCCUCUCGAGGGGCGUUUCGGUCAAUUGACACCACGCACAUGUGACUCAGAAAUCAUAUUUUGGAAGUUAUGCAGCCUCAUGGCAACAUGGCGACUCGAUUUAUGAUGAAAUACUCACUGAUACGUGACUCCAAACUCUCCGUUUCUGGCGGAGCAGCCAUCACUGCGAGAUUUAUGUCGCUCUUGCGUCCGCCUCCCCGAGAGCCACGCAAGAGCACGUAGAAGCGGUGUCAACGUAGAACUACACUGAAUAGAUAUAAUAUUUCCGCUAAAAUACCUGUCUGUUGUAGCAGUCACUUCAGAAACAAUAUAUUCAUUGAGUCGGAGGGAAAAUUAAAGCUACAAAUACAUUGUAGUUGUCAUUAAAUCGUACUUUUGGACUCAAAUUAAAUGCAACAGGGAUUCUAAUGUAGUACUUCUACGAGCGUGGAACAUACGCCCUAAUACCGGAAGUCCGUCACAUUUCAAAUUAAAAGCCAGGGUGAGUUUGCUACACUACAAUAUAAACAUUGGACACACCUGUCUUAUUGUUAACGUUAGCUAGCUUGUGUCCUAAAUGUUUGUUCCAAUCAUUUAGCCCCUAAGAUGUGUCAUAAUAGUGUUAUUAGAUAUAUACCAAAACCAAAUGUGUGUUUUAAUGAUGACCGAUUGGAUUACAAAUCCUCAUGUGAUUCCUAUUAUGUGUUGUUCUGUACAGCAGUCACGUUGCAAUUGUAACUUCAGUAUUGAAUAGUACUGGGAAUUACAUUUGUUUCUUUUUGUAGUUUUUCUGAACUUCUAUAUUUAGCCACGAAUCAAACUAAGACUUUUUAAACCACACAUUUCCUGCAUCGUGGAUGGUGUAAAAUUACACAAAUGUUUUCUUUUAAGACAUUACAAGCGAACAGUAGGUUUGGGGAUAUUGCAAAUUUGGUAUCGAUCUCAUAUCUAGUAAAUAUAAGCACAGUAUUGCCAGAAACGAUACAUUUUACUUGAAACUGUACCACUGAAUCGAUUAUUCGGCAUUUGCUUCCAUACGCCCAGCAGGAGUAAACAGUGCAUUGUCUCCCUCUAGCGGCAGCUAUUAUAAGGUGCAGCGAUUGCGGGAACACAGCAUGACGGACGACAGCCACGAACUGGAUUGUUUAAUUUUGAUAAACACUUUGUGGGCCUUCGAGAAGUGCAGAUGUUUGGAUAUUCUGUAGCAUUUCCGCCACAUUUACGAGCAGUGCUGUGAUAUGUCGUGAAAAAUGACUACUGUGAGUGGAUUUCUGACGUGCGAUAGAAACUCGGGGCUAAUGUGAGUCUUUUUCUUUUUUUUUUGUGAAAACCAUUGACGACUUCAGAAAGUCAAGGCCUGUCCCGUCACUGAAAAUAAUGCAGAUUGCCUCCACUUAGGGAAACAUAGUUGUGCGUGGAUGUCAACUGAGUCCUGCCUCAUGUGAUGAAGGCUACAAUCACACAUGACAUGAUGGCAUCAUCGCACACUUUGCUGCAAUGGUGCAGACAAACAUGCGGCACUUACCCAAAUGUGGAAAUAAAGAAUUUAUCAAGCUCAUUCAGAGACGGACUUGCAUUCUGCGCCAUCAUCAGCAAGCACCGCCCAGACCUGAUAGAUUUCAGCUCCCUCUCCAGGGCAAACAUUUAUGAAAAUAACCAACUGGCCUUCGGGGUCGCAGAGACAAAACUCGGCAUCCCUGCUUUUCUCAUCCCAAAAGACAUGGUGGCCACCCAGGUGCCGGACUACUUGAGCGUCAUCACUUACCUCUCCCGGUACUACCACUACUUCAGCAGAGUAUCCAACGGUUCUUCCACUUUGAGGUCGUCACUCAUCGCCCCAUCAAACAAGAGCUCCUGUGCUCUGCCAUCCGGUAGAGAUGAACACCGUCCUGGUAGAAGAGCACACACCAUGUGCCAUUUUUGUACCAAACCUGUCCACCUUGUUGAGAGACAUGUGAUCCAAGGAAAGAUCUACCACCGUAGCUGUUUCAGAUGCAAAGUGUGCCGCAGCACCCUAGUGGCGGGCUUUCACACGCCGGGAGAAGAUACCUGCUCUGUUAUUUGUUCCGAUCAUCCAGAAAACGACGCAAAGAGUCAUCGUGACGAGACGCUGGAGCUGUGGCAAGGGUGCUUGUCUCUCGGCGGCUUGACUCUCAUCAGCGUCCCUCAGGAAACGCAGUCACAUGACCGACUGGUUUAUAAACCGGUGGAGCAAACAGCGCAGCGCGAGUCGUCAUCCGCCUCAUCCGGCAGCAUGUCUUCUCCACAACUUCUCCCGCCGGAGGUUGACGACGCAAAGAAAGUGGACGAAGAAAGCGGACAAAAUGAAUCUCCAGCCGUUCUUGCGGAAAACUCCGACGAAGAACCGCAAAGCGAGGCAGACUCCGAGCUUUGUUCACCUUGUUUACCAGAAACUAACCAAAGUAACAAUCUGGCGACUCAACCUUCCUGCACAGGAACUUCCUCUGUUCAAAGUCAGUCGCCAGUCAUUCCAUCUCACGGCCCCAAAAAUCCAGUGAAAACCAACCAUCCAUGGUUGGGAAUCAUCCAUCCUGGACCUUGGACACAACUGCCCCCUGUUGAAAGCCCAGGACCCUUCAGACAUUGCAAGGGGGGUUUGACUUGGUACAGACCAAGAGUCCCUCCUCCUAAUCCUUUCGGUGAAGACCUGCAUGAAGAUCCCGAAGAGAAGCACGGUCUCAAAGACGUCAAUCCGCUUCCUUCCUCAAAUUUGGAGGGAAUGGGGAACGUCAUGAGCGGUGAUCACAAUCCCGUUUUGCCAAGAAGUAUUUCCGUCCCGGCUGUCAAAUCGACAUCUGGGCCCAAUGACAUGACCCACGAUGAUGAUGAUCCGGACUCUUCCUCACAAAGCCAGGUUUGCAAAGGGAAAAAUAAUUUGGAUACAAACACGGAGAUGCCGAAAUCCAAGACAUGUCAGGCCCUGACAUCCGGACGGUGUCCUGCUCCCGGACACGGCUUCCCGCUCAUUAAAAGGAAGGUGCAGGCGCACCAGGAUGCUUCUGCUGCAGACCUGCAGGUGGAGACAAGACAACUGAAUAAGCAGCUGGAGGCACUGGAAGAACGAGGCAUCGACAUGGAGAGGAAUCUCAGACAGUGCAAGAAUGAUAAAGAGGAAGAAGAACUGCUGAUGAAGUGGCUUUCUCUUAUCCAGGAGAGGGACUCUCUGAUGCGACGAGAUACUGAGCUGGUUUAUCUGAUAAAGCAACAGAAGCUGGAAGAGAGGCAGGCCGACGUGGAGUACGAGCUGAGACGUCUCCUCAAUAAGCCGGAGAACGUCUGGAGCAAAGACGAUAAGAGUCGAGAGCAAAGCCUGAUGGCUGAGCUUGUUGUCGUCAUCGAGCAAAGGAACCAGAUCGUCGGCAUUUUAGACCAAGACCGACAGAGGGAGCGAAAAGAGGACGUGCUUUGGGAAGUGAUGACGAAGAACGAAGAAUUCGAGAAAGAAGGACUCAGAGAGCUCAAGAAGUCAAAAGGAAAGUUCAAGCCCUCAAAGGUUUUUAAAAAGCUCAACCAGAAAGUAGAACAUUCCAAGGAAUGCGCAGACAAAAAGUCCUGAAGACCUGUCAAGACCGCAGAAGAUUAAAAGCAAAGAUUCUCACACCACAAACUGAUCUAUUCUUGUAAGUGAUAACGUGCGAUGGUCCUGCUUCACUCUUUACUCUUUGUAAUUGACAGCAAGUUCAUGGUGAGGAGAUGGGAGAAAAUGUCUACAUUUGUAUGUGUAAUUAAUGCAUGUUUUAUUACAGAUGUAUUUCUGUUGGUAAAUAAAAGAUAUGUGUACAUACACAAUGUAAAAGUGCCGGGAAAUUGGAAUACUCUACCCUCAUUUAAACAUGCACCACAUGCUUGAACAGGAAACUUGCAGGUAUUGUCGCUAGAUGGCGCCAGAGCUUUUAAACUGUCGGAACGCA
This is a messenger RNA of Doryrhamphus excisus (bluestripe pipefish), 4220 nucleotides long. The record is from RefSeq and is a predicted model, not a curated record. NCBI's taxonomy places the organism in Eukaryota, Metazoa, Chordata, Actinopteri, Syngnathiformes, Syngnathidae.